Molecule: messenger RNA, 330 nt
Organism: Sclerotinia sclerotiorum 1980 UF-70
Lineage: Eukaryota; Fungi; Ascomycota; Leotiomycetes; Helotiales; Sclerotiniaceae
Exons: 1
Coding region: 1-330 (109 amino acids)
Source: RefSeq, a predicted model, not a curated record
AUGUCCGACCCGAAUAUCAAAGAAAGGACUGUAAAACAAGUCGACGUGGAUCAUAAAAUUGAAAUCAAUCUCCCGGCUAACGCUCCUUCGGGGAAACCACACAUAAUCAUGUGGGACGCGGUGAAAAGAGACAAUAUUCCACAUGAUUUGUCCACAGUUGAUGUUAUUGUGACUGUACUUUUUGAACUCAAUCUUUCAGCUCUCGCCCAUUUGUUUGAUACUCAAAUCGAGCAGUUCUAUUGUUGGUGGAAAGGCAACGAUGGAAUUGAGGAUUUGGAGGAUACCGAAGAUGAUAGCAGCGAUGGAUCGGGCGCUAACCUCCCCUACUAG